AUGAAAGCUGUUACUAAGAAAUUUGGUAAACUCAUUAACGAAUCAUUGACUCCAUAUCCACUGAUUCAUGGGAAAAAGUACACCAUACAAGGAACUUUUUAUACUAACAAAACAGUGCAGUGGGGUACAAUACAUGUCACAUUGGCAUAUAAUUUCAGGAAUAUUGCUAAUUUAACUCUUGUUGAUGAAAAACUGAAUCUAUGCGACUUCACUGUUGAUUUAUUGAAGCUGCAUUGUCCAGUACCACCAGGAAUAUACCAGUUCAAUUAUACUGAUACAGUCCCAAAGCUCUUUCCACCAGGUAGGUAUUAUGCCAAAGCUACUGCAUACAAUGAGGAAGGAGAUGAAAUGAUGUGUCUAAUGAUAGACAUUGAUAUAAAUUAA
This is a messenger RNA of Amphimedon queenslandica, 384 nucleotides long. RefSeq names its product phosphatidylglycerol/phosphatidylinositol transfer protein-like. Bases 1 to 384 code for a protein of 127 amino acids. Lineage: Eukaryota; Metazoa; Porifera; Demospongiae; Haplosclerida; Niphatidae. The transcript has 4 exons. Gene Ontology annotation, biological process: sterol transport. Gene Ontology annotation, molecular function: sterol binding. The record is from RefSeq and is a predicted model, not a curated record.